Molecule: messenger RNA, 2073 nt
Organism: Alternaria atra
Lineage: Eukaryota; Fungi; Ascomycota; Dothideomycetes; Pleosporales; Pleosporaceae
Exons: 8
Coding region: 1-2073 (690 amino acids)
Biological process (GO): positive regulation of transcription by RNA polymerase II
Cellular component (GO): nucleus
Molecular function (GO): DNA-binding transcription factor activity, RNA polymerase II-specific; transcription cis-regulatory region binding; zinc ion binding
Source: RefSeq, a predicted model, not a curated record
AUGCGGCAGGGUAUCUUCUUGGCCAAGAGCAUUCCCAGAAGGGGCUUCAUGUCGGCCACUUUUACCGAGAAGUCGAUAAAACUCGAUCUGGCUGGCGAAUGCGAACUGUUCACUAUCUCCAAGACGACAAGUCCGUGUCAAAUUGACCAGUCUUGCCGUUGCGAUGAGGUAGUGGCGAAACGCUUUGAAGUUGACAGGCAGAGGAGGUGCAAUUUGAGAGCGCGAGACAUUUCCAACAACGCGGUCAACGGAACACGCCAACGCUUACCGUACCUUGACGCACACUCCAACUCGAACAUUUAUUUCGAAUUCCUACACAUGGGUAAAUUCCGCUCCAGGAGCGGCUGCCUUACAUGUCGAGCGCGCCGCGUCAAAUGCGAUGAGACCCGUCCAGUGUGCAAAGCCUGCGGCAAGAAGAACCGCCCUUGCCAGUGGGAAAAGCCACAUACUAAUUUCAAGGAUUACCGACCUGACGGACCCUCGUCAAGUAGAUCUGCUGCCGGCGGCACCGACGACGAAACCGAGACCAAGGAGGAUACGACGAAUGUCGAUGUUGAUGGUGUCGAUAGAAGGGAUGAGGCGGUUCGUGCGAACAGUUUCACCAUGGAAAGUUUCACCCGGAACACUUCACCGAGAAAACGGAAAAAGGGUCGGACCGAUGGGAUAUCGGAAGGCCAGUCUACUAGUGUCUCCUCGCCACUAGCCCAGUUGUCGCCAGGCUCGCUAUACUUUGUUCCCCGAUUCAAGCGCACGACGGGUGGCAUGUCGGUGGCGAGUUUGCUACAAUCGCAUAACCCAGAAGGCAUACCAGAGGUCCCCCUGCCGGUGCAUACCCGCCGGGUGAUGCAGCAGGCGAGUUCGCAUUCGCAUAACCGUAGGGAUAUACCAAAGGGCACGAGAAACUACUUGCCACAGCCUGUUCCUCUGACACACGAAGAGGCUUUGCUGGUGCACCAUUACACCGAACAUCUCGGUCGCUGGCUCGACUGCACCGACGCCACUCGUCCAUUUACGCUGUGGGUACCGGAGAAAAUCAAACAAUGCUCAGUGCUUUGCUACGCCAUCAUGUCCUUUGCUGCUCGCCACUGUGGAAAGGACACGACAGCGGAUGCAGCCUAUCAGCGCUGCAUUGCUCUGCUCAUCGAGCGACUAAAUGAGGACGCUGCUAGCCACGACGAGACUCUCUUGUGCGCCAUUGUCAUACUGCGCUUCUAUGAGCAGCUAACCGUCUCGUCCAGCACUGGUUCAGAUCAUGAACAGGACCUCGCAGGCUGCUCGGUCAUCAUUCGAUCAUCCCAGGGAAACCACUAUGUAGAUCCAUCAGCGCCCACCUUGCGCGAAGCCGUCUUCUGGGUAUACGUACGCCAAUGCCUCUACGAUGCCACUAUCAACCAGCAGCCGCCUGAUAUUGACUUCUCGUUGCAACUGCACCCGACUCCGGUCUCAAUGCGAGAUGCGCACCCGCUGGCUCGGUUAAGGUUAGAGACAGCUUGGGCCAAUCAAAUGACAUGGAAUGUUGCAUGUGUCGCGAACUUCUGCUUCGAUGGUAAGGAACCCCAACACGAGAAAGCUCACAAGAUGCGACGCUGGCAGGAGCUGUGGGAUCUUGUUCAGACGUGGAUGCAUGACAGGCCGGAUACCUUUAAUGCGGUUUUCGAAUGUCCAGCUGGCGAUCAAGGCUCGUUUCCCGAAGUUCUGUUCACGGCCGAUUGGCACACUGUAUCGUUUGGCUUUUACCAAUUUGCGUGUAUUAUGCUGCUAUGUUAUAAGCCAGGCCCGAAGUUCGCGAUCCGCAAUGUCGGGAGCAUUUCGGAUACAGGCCAUCAAAUUCUAUCGCACGCACGCGCCAUUUGCGGGGCUAGCAAUAGCUCACCGGAGACUGUCCCACUGGCGAUUACCGUCUGCCAUAGCGUCUUCAUCUGGGGACCGCUCGUAUGCAAUCCUAGAGAGAGGGAUCAAGUAGUACAGAUCCUGAGCAACUUCGAAAAACAUCAUGCCUGGCCAACGACAUGGAUCAUUGACGCAUUAAAAGCUGAAUGGGGCACCCCUACUUCCUCGAUCUUUCCGACAUAG